Molecule: messenger RNA, 1694 nt
Organism: Tachyglossus aculeatus (Australian echidna)
Lineage: Eukaryota; Metazoa; Chordata; Mammalia; Monotremata; Tachyglossidae
Gene: ZNF787
Product: zinc finger protein 787
Exons: 5
Coding region: 114-1145 (343 amino acids)
Source: RefSeq, a predicted model, not a curated record
GCGGGAGCGGCGGCAGCGGCGGGGACUGCUGCUGAAGACUGAAGCUCCUCACCCCACCCCCGGGCCAGGGGCACCCGCUUCCUCAGGAUCCCGUGGCCCGCCCCCUCCCUGGCAUGGAGCUGCGGGAAGAGCCCUGGGCCUCGGGGCCCCUGGAUUCGGAAGAGCAGCAGAUCCCCAGCCUUGAGCACCCAGUGGGCAUCCUGAUCAUGACGGACAGCGAGGAGGACGAGGGCGGCGCGUCCAGCCCGAAGGGGGGCUCCGCGGCCGGCGCGGUCCCUCCCCCGGCGGGCCGGCGGCGCGGGGGCGGGGCGGCCAGGGUCCCGGGCGCCCCGCGGCCCCGCCCGGGGGCCCCGGGCCAGAGCCCGUACAUCUGCAACGAGUGCGGCAAGAGCUUCAGCCACUGGUCCAAGCUGACGCGCCACCAGCGCACGCACACGGGCGAGCGGCCCAACACCUGCGGCGAGUGCGGGAAGAGCUUCAGCCAGAGCUCCCACCUGGUGCAGCACCGGCGCACCCACACGGGCGAGAAGCCCUACGCCUGCACCGAGUGCGGCAAGCGGUUCAGCUGGAGCUCCAACCUCAUGCAGCACCAGCGCAUCCACACGGGCGAGAAGCCGUACGCCUGCCCCGACUGCGGCCGCUCCUUCACGCAGAGCAAGAGCCUGGCCAAGCACCGUCGCUCCCACACGGGCGAGAAGCCCUUCUGCUGCCCGCACUGCGCCCGCGGCUUCAGCCAGAGCAAGAGCCUGGCCCGCCACCUCCGCCUCCACCCGCCGGCCGCCCGGGGACCCGGGCUGCCCGCCGGGCCCGGGACCCCCGGCCCCGGCCGGCCGACCCGCCGCCCGCCCCCGGCCCCCAAGCCCUACGUGUGCGUGGAGUGCGGGAGGGGCUUCGGGCUGAGCGCCGGCCUGCUGGCUCACCAGCGCACCCACCGCGAGGAGGGCCGGGGGGCCGCCGCCGCCGAGGAGCCGGCGCACAUCUGCGUGGAGUGCGGCGAGGGCUUCCGGCAAGGGGCGGCCCUGCGUCGCCACAAACAGGUGCACGCGGUGGAGGCGCCCCGCGUCUGCGGAGGCUGCGGCAACAGCUACUACCGGGGGCCGGGCCGGGCCGGCCGCUGCCCCCACUGCCAGGAGAGCGGUCGGUAGUGGGGAGGCCCGCCGCCUCCCGUGCGUCUCUCCUCCCAAGCCACCGGGGCCGGGCCGCCUCCCGGGGCCCGCGGCACGGGGGCCCCGAGCCCCCUUGCCCCGGCGAGGGCGGCCCGGGCCCUCCGUAGGACCGGAGCAGGCCCGUAGGAGUUUCUCGUAGGCUUGAUUUGUCUCCGGUUUUUUUUUUGAGGCGCCCGCCCCGAUCCCCCGACCUCUCCUCUGCCCUCGCUCUCCCCAUCCUCUUCCUCUCGUUGCCCCCAUCUGGCCUGCUGCGAGCGGGGAGCGGGGAGGCGUCCUGGAGGGCGGGGGGCGAAGCCAAAGGGCACCGUCCCCUCCUCCCGCCCCUGAGCGCAGAGCCCACGGGCUGAGAUCGCAAAAGGCGGAACUGGAAUGGGAUCAGAGGAAGACUGGAGGCUGGGCUCGGGGAGGCCGGUGCCCGGGGCGGGGAAGGGGGCCCGGGAAACCUCGACACAAGCCCCCUCCCCAGCUCAGCCCAGCCCUGGGCCACCGGCCGGGGGUCGGCGGGUAGGAGCUGGGCCAAUAAACAAG